GCCCCGCCCAGGCCGGGCCCGGGGGCGCGGGGGGCGGGAUGCGGCGCCCGGGGCAGCGAUGACCGCGGCGCUCUUCUCGCGGGCCCGGCCCUGACCCUGCUGCCUGCCGCGCACCGCGCGCCGAUCCCUGUCGAGCGUCUACGCGCCGCGCUUCCUUUGCCUGGAGCUCAGCGCCGAGGGGGGCUGGACCCUGGCUCUGCGGCCGCGACCUGGGUCUUGCUUGCUUGAGCCCUGAGCCCUGAGCGGCGUCCACUCCAGCUCCCAGUGACCGCGUCCCUACUCCAGGUUCGACCGGCGAGAUGACGCGGACCCUGGCGCUGCUGCUACUGCUGCCGCCGUUGCUACUGGGGGUCCUCCCGUCGGCUGAGGCGGCGCGAGGACCCCCAAGAAUGGCAGACAAGGUGGUCCCACGGCAGGUGGCCCGCCUAGGCCGCACUGUUCGGCUACAGUGCCCGGUGGAGGGGGACCCACCACCAUUGACCAUGUGGACCAAAGAUGGCCGCACAAUCCACAGUGGCUGGAGUCGCUUCCGUGUGCUGCCCCAGGGGCUGAAGGUGAAGGAGGUGGAGCCCGAGGAUGCGGGUGUUUAUGUGUGCAAGGCCACCAACGGCUUUGGCAGCCUCAGCGUCAACUACACUCUCAUCAUUAUGGAUGAUGUCAAUCCAGGGAAGGAGAGCCCUGGACCAGGUGGUUCUUCUGGGGGCCAGGAGGACCCAGCCAGCCAGCAGUGGGCACGGCCUCGCUUCACGCAGCCCUCCAAGAUGAGGCGCCGAGUGAUUGCACGGCCUGUAGGUAGCUCUGUGCGGCUCAAGUGUGUGGCCAGUGGGCACCCACGGCCAGACAUCAUGUGGAUGAAGGAUGACCAGACCUUGGCACGGCCAGAGGCCAGUGAGCAUAGGAAGAAGAAGUGGACGCUGAGCUUGAAGAACCUGAGGCCUGAAGACAGUGGCAAGUACACAUGCCGUGUCUCCAACCGGGCCGGUGCCAUCAAUGCCACCUACAAAGUGGAUGUAAUCCAGCGGACCCGCUCCAAGCCUGUGCUCACAGGGACACACCCUGUGAAUACAACAGUGGACUUUGGUGGGACAACAUCCUUCCAGUGCAAGGUUCGCAGUGAUGUGAAACCUGUGAUCCAGUGGCUAAAGCGGGUGGAGUACGGCUCUGAGGGUCGCCACAACUCCACUAUUGAUGUGGGUGGCCAGAAGUUUGUGGUAUUGCCCACGGGUGACGUGUGGUCACGGCCUGAUGGCUCCUACCUCAACAAGCUGCUCAUCUCUCGGGCCCGCCAGGAUGAUGCUGGCAUGUAUAUCUGCCUGGGUGCAAACACCAUGGGCUACAGUUUUCGUAGUGCCUUCCUCACUGUAUUACCAGACCCCAAACCUCCAGGGCCUCCUGUGGCUCCUUCAUCCUCGACCACAAGCCUGCCAUGGCCUGUGGUGAUCGGUAUCCCGGCUGGUGCUGUCUUCAUUCUUGGCACUGUGCUGCUCUGGCUUUGCCAGGCCAAGAAGAAGCCAUGUGCCCCUGCAUCUACGCUCCCUGUGCCUGGGCAUCGUCCCCCAGGGGCAUCCCGAGACCGCAGUGGGGACAAAGACCUGUCCUCGUUAGCUGUGGGCCUGUGUGAGGAGCAUGGAUCCACCAUGCCCCCCCAGCACAUCCUGGCCUCUGGCUCAACCGCUGGCCCCAAGCUGUACCCCAAGCUGUACACAGAUGUGCACACACACCGCACACACACACAUGCACACACACACUCUCAUGUGGAGGGCAAGGUUCACCAGCACCAGCAUGUCCACUAUCAGUGCUAAAUGCAGCAAAUCUCCAAGCACUGUGCCCUGAGGUAGGCAUAUGGGGGCCAAGACAACAGGUUGGGAGGAUUGAAAGCAAUGGAGGAAGAAUAUCCUAGGGCCCUGUGGUAG
Molecule: messenger RNA, 1913 nt
Organism: Peromyscus californicus insignis
Lineage: Eukaryota; Metazoa; Chordata; Mammalia; Rodentia; Cricetidae
Gene: Fgfrl1
Product: fibroblast growth factor receptor like 1
Cellular component (GO): plasma membrane
Molecular function (GO): fibroblast growth factor receptor activity; fibroblast growth factor binding
Source: RefSeq, a predicted model, not a curated record